AUGCCACUAACACCGGAAUUGGAGCAACGCAUGACGACUCUCCACGGACAACUCAGCGUUCGACUCCCUCGUUAUAUGGUCCCCACCCUGCUUAUUCCCUGUCGAUUCAUGCCAGUCAUCACGUCGACGAAGAUUGACCGGAAGAAAUUGAUACAGCUGAGUGCCCAACUUGACGAGAAAGCGCUAACCGCCUACUCACUUAGCAACAGUAAGAAGAACCCACCACAGACUCCCAAUGAGGUCUGUCUCCAAGGCAUCUGGGCCCGCAUCCUCAAGGUCAAGUCCGAGUCCAUCGGCCGCGAUGAUAGCUUUUUGCGUAUUGGCGGCGACUCCAUCGCGGCGAUCCGCUUGGCAUCUCUGGCACGCGAGGCCGGCCUUGAGGUCAAAGUCCAGCAUGUAUUUGACGAUCCUCGACUGAGCGCCGUCAGCGAGCGGGCCGUGCCAUUGGGAGAACAGGAUGACGAUACCAGCGCACCGAUCACGCCGUUCAGUCUGCUCGAGCAGCCUCACAGGUCAGCCAUCGAGGCCCAGGCCGUGGCACACCAUGAAGGGUCGAACGGAUAUGCAUCGCUCCGCGUCCAAUGUGGCCUACCCGACGAUAUCGUUAUCGAGGACGCCUAUCCCUGUUCCAAGCUUCAGGAGGGUCUCAUGGCUAUUUCCGAAAAGGAUCCUGGCACUUACAUCGCGAGAUACGUCUACAAGGUUCCGACAUAUGUAGACGUGGUCAAGCUCAAAGCCGCUUGGGAGCAGAUACUGUCUAUUUGCGGUAACCUUCGUACCCGCAUUGUCUUCUACGAGAACAGGCAUAUCCAGCUUGUUGUGCAGAACGACACAGAAUGGGAUUCAUCAAUUGGCUCCGACCUCUCCAGCGCUGUCCAUAUUUCUCGGACUGCCAAGAUGUCGUACGGCUCGAAACUCUGCCGCUACUCUCUCACCACGGCCGACGACGGCAGCCAUUACUUCGUAUGGACGUUCCAUCACGCCAUCAAUGACGGAUGGACUAUGCGCUUAGUGAUGGACUUGCUCCAUCAGACCUACCACGACAACGUCUCACUGAGUAGACCCCAGCCAUAUUCGCACUUCAUCCGUUAUGUGAACAACAUGGAACAAGACACCGGCUUGAUCAACUACUGGAGAGAACAGCUACGCGGCGCCAGUCGUGCCAGCUUUCCGUCCCAGUUGGCCGUCCACCAGGAUCGCUCGGUCCAUUCUUUCAAGAAAGCCAUCGACUUCCCCCCUUCCAACCACUUCUCAUCCGCUACAAAAGCCACCAUCCUUCGUGCAGCCUGGGCAGUAGUCCUUGCACGCUACUGCGAAACUGACGACGUGUGCUUCGGGACGACCGUG
This is a messenger RNA of Colletotrichum phormii, 1347 nucleotides long. Its product is annotated as condensation domain-containing protein. Gene Ontology annotation, cellular component: cytoplasm. The record is from RefSeq and is a predicted model, not a curated record. Gene Ontology annotation, biological process: secondary metabolite biosynthetic process; amino acid activation for nonribosomal peptide biosynthetic process. The annotation marks the transcript as partial. NCBI's taxonomy places the organism in Eukaryota, Fungi, Ascomycota, Sordariomycetes, Glomerellales, Glomerellaceae. The transcript has a single exon. Gene Ontology annotation, molecular function: phosphopantetheine binding; catalytic activity.